AUGCCGUUCUUCAGAUCGGACAAAUACAUAUCACAGUUUAUCGAUGUGACAGGACUGUCACAGGCGGUGGCUAAAGAGUACCAGACACGAUACCCCAAGAACGUUGAGUUAGGGAUCCAGGCGUAUUUCGAUCAUCAGCAGACAUCGCAGAAUCCGCCAACCCAAAUCACUCAGAAACUUAAGGAAGUUGCUGACACGUAUCGGGACCCCUCUAAGCCUGACAGAAUUGAGAUCGAUGGCACCCUCCAAUAUAUAUCAGAUUUGGGCGUGGAACCUGAAGACUAUCGAGCAUUGGUACUUGCAUAUCUCUUACAUCUGCCAGAGUUGGGCGUCUUUGAGGUCUCAGAAUUCUUGAAUGUAUGGGGAUCGUUGAAAAAGGAGCUGUUGACAGAGAUGCGAGAGUACUUGGAUAAUUACAGCGAGGAAAUUGUCGCUAAUGUUCAACAGUUCAAGAAGAUGUAUGCCUAUACGUUUGGAUUCCUCAUGCUGGUUCCGAAUCAGAAGUUGCUCAAAGCAGAAGACGCUGUUGAAUAUUGGAAAUUGUUGUUUCCACUUAUAAUUCAUGGCGAAAAGUCACGGGAGAGAUUGGAUCAAUGGUGUUCCUUUGUGCUUGAGGAAUGGAAGCAUCAAGUUAGCAAGGAUAUGUGGAUAAUGACCUUGGAGUUUUUCUUGGAGGUUGUUGACGAUGAUCCUGAGACGUUCUCGAAGUGGAAUGAGGAGCUGUCAUACCCCCUGGUCGUCGACUUAUACGUUGAGUAUUUGCGUGAUGCGGGAUCGUUACCGGAAGCGUGA
This is a messenger RNA of Diutina rugosa, 792 nucleotides long. RefSeq names its product NEDD8 ligase. Gene Ontology annotation, cellular component: ubiquitin ligase complex. The transcript has a single exon. The record is from RefSeq and is a predicted model, not a curated record. The coding region runs from base 1 to 792 and encodes 263 amino acids. Gene Ontology annotation, molecular function: ubiquitin conjugating enzyme binding; ubiquitin-like protein binding; cullin family protein binding. Lineage: Eukaryota; Fungi; Ascomycota; Pichiomycetes; Serinales; Debaryomycetaceae. Gene Ontology annotation, biological process: protein neddylation; positive regulation of ubiquitin-protein transferase activity.